UCCUCUUCUUCAUCUUCUCAGAAGGAUGUAAGAGUUAUGAACAGAAACAUGGAGUUGAUUGCCAAUGUAUCAGGGUUUUUCAAGAGUGUGGGCUCAUUAUUUACUGGAGGAAGUCCUAGCAAGCUGCUAACUGAUGUAUCCAUUAAUGUGAGCGCUGAAAGGGUACAGACUGACGGAUCAGAAACUGAAAACUCCGAAAAGGAUCUUAGUCUUUAUUCACCUUCGCGUUUGGUACACCAUCUCCCCGUGAAAGCUCCCCAUUCGAUUGGCUUGAAUCUUACCCAACUAUUUGAAACGUUCAAAGAGGAUUCAUUUCAGUUCUGAAUAGGUUUUGAAUAUAUGUUUUCAAGAUUCCUUAUGCAGCCGAUCUUCAAUUAUGUACAUCUAGUC
Molecule: messenger RNA, 390 nt
Organism: Yamadazyma tenuis ATCC 10573
Lineage: Eukaryota; Fungi; Ascomycota; Pichiomycetes; Serinales; Debaryomycetaceae
Source: RefSeq, a predicted model, not a curated record